Molecule: messenger RNA, 3635 nt
Organism: Branchiostoma floridae (Florida lancelet)
Lineage: Eukaryota; Metazoa; Chordata; Leptocardii; Amphioxiformes; Branchiostomatidae
Product: serine/arginine repetitive matrix protein 1-like
Exons: 2
Coding region: 38-3298 (1086 amino acids)
Biological process (GO): actin crosslink formation; regulation of microtubule polymerization or depolymerization; protein localization to microtubule plus-end
Cellular component (GO): actin filament; cytoplasm; stress fiber
Molecular function (GO): microtubule binding; actin filament binding; cytoskeletal adaptor activity
Source: RefSeq, a predicted model, not a curated record
UGAUCAUUGGACGUCAAUAGAAGGUAGAUAUCCAAACAUGGCGUCACGUCCAGGUACCCCCCGCGGCCACGGGUCCCCUUCCCCCCUCUCCAUCCGACGGUUCAACUCCACGGAAGAGUACAUGUCAGUCAUCCGAAACGGGCUCUCCGAUUGGCUCAACUCUCUCUACAACUUGAACGUGACUCCCGACGACUUGAUCGAGUACCUGAGCACGGGGGUGGUGUUGUGUCACCACGCCAACACGUGGGAGGUGGAGAGGGGGACGGAGUACCGUGUUCACUUCUCCCCACGGGCUACCCAGGGGUCGUUUCAGGCCAGAGACAACGUGUCCCUCUUCAUCAAUUGGUGUAGGCGCAGUCUACAGUUCCCUGAGACUCUUCUCUUCGAGACAAACGACUUGGUAGAGGGAAGAAACGAGCACAACUUUCUUGUGUGUCUGUUGGAAGUUGCGAGGAAGGGUUCGGAGGUUGGGCUGUCCGAACCAGUGUUCGACUUGCCCGAGAUGAGUGUGGAAAAGUUCGCCACAGGACCGCUGAGUAGUAUACCACUGUCUUACAGUGACAAAAAGGUCCCUCCAAGUACGGAAUCCAAAAGAGACUCCGACACAACGCAGAAAACUCCACCUCUCCAAAGGAGACAUCCUCAGCGCUCUGUUUCCACUCCGAGUCUGGUUUCCUCUGAUGGAGCGACCGGAAAUGACGUCUCCUCCAGCAAGGUGACCGGAAAUAAUGUCAUGAUGGUUGUGCGCGACUCUCAUGGAAAGCACACGGUGUUACGUGACCGCACGGAGCCAGUGAACCUAGAAGCGAAGAACUACCAACUCGUGUGUGCUGAUACUGUCGAGCUACCAACCAAUAAGACCAAGCGAGACGAAGACGCGACGUUACACGUUAUGGCGGCGAUUCCAGCAAACGAUAUGGAAGCGAAGCCUGGAGACGAAGUGUUCUGCAAGAGUACGGAGAUUGUUGCGCCGCCAAAAAGUUGCCCCGUGCACGGAAGGUCGUCCUCGUUGGAUGACGUUGCGCACGGACAGCGCCCGAACACACCAACCGAGAAAACGAGGGCGACUAGACGUUGGUCGGACGGGUUUCAGACACAGCCGAGAACCACUGGAAGAAGAGACAGUACCAAGUCACCAUCAGAGCGCGUUCUAUCACGUGUGAUCGCGGCAAAAAGUUCUCAAGGAACACACUUCGAGUCCCCGUUCAUACAAUCGGAAAGACACCAACAUCAACACGUUUCAUCGCCUCGAAGGGGUUCGCUUGGUUGCUCCGUCUGUCCCAAACACUCGAACGAAGAGGAGAGUUUAGAGUCGUUCUGGGAAAGACUGUCUCGUCCCAAAACCAGGAGGAAAUCACUGCCUUCUGGGUUGCCGACUGUGUCUGAAAACGUGACGAGACAGAGACCAAAGUCAGCUGACGGCAGACUACACGCUAGAAGGGGCACCUUUACUUGCAGCAGUAGUACAGACCAGAUUUCUCUGAGUCCUAGGGGUAACACGUGGGGAGGAAAGAACUUAAACUCCUCUUUGGACAAAAAUGAUUCAGAGCAACCAAGGCCACGUCCGCGUUCGGCCAUGGGAAAGUUAGGACCGGACCGGACUCCUGUGAGUCCUCGAUGGAACACAGGAAUGACCAGAAUCUCUCCGGACAAAAAUGGACCUGAAGGACCGAGACCACGACCGCGUUCAGCAAUGGCAAAGUUUGAUGGCUCCAGGUCCACGCCUCAAAACCCACGUGAAAAAGAGCGACCUAUAAAUGAAAGAAGCCCAAAGGAAAAUACAUAUAAUCCUUUAGAUAUUAAGAAAGAAACGUCAAAGGAGAUGGACAGAGCCACUAGUUUUCGUAACAGAAACAGCAAAGAGCGAGUUUCAACAAGUCCUAGAGGUAACGUAGUGGGAAGGACUAGAAACAUUAAUGAAUCUCCGGACAGAAAUGGACACGAGCACCCGAGACCACGUCCGCGUUCCGCAAUGGCAAAGUUUGAAGCUCCAACCUUCCCACCUCUAAACCCACUUGAAAAGGGGAAAAACUUAACCGGAAGAAACUCAAAGGAAAACUUCAAGGAUAAUCAUUCCUUAGAUAUCAGGAAAGAAAGGCCAGACGAGAGAAACACGUCUACUAGUUUUCCGAACAGUACCAACAGGGAAAGAACUUCACGAAGUUCAAGAAGUAACACAGAAAAUUUCGUCCCCUUUCGGAACAGGGACAACCCUGAGACGAGACCACGGCCCCGGUCGGCAGUGGCAAAGUUAGAAGGUUCCCCACCUCGACAAGUGCGUGCAGAAGAGCAAUUCCCAAACGGAAAAGAUGUUAAAGAGAAGAAGACACCAGCUAGACAUGCCUCUUCUCCGGAUAUCAGGAAGAAAACAUCAGUAGAGGAAAACGGAACCAGCAAGGCCAGUGGUCGCAUCCCUUUGGAACGCGCCAACAGUUUUACUAUCAAGGAAAGGCGGGCACAAAGUGAGUCAUCGGACAGAACUCCAAAUCACCGACGAGAAAAUGGCUUCUCCGCCAUAGACAGAUCUAAGUCGUUGCCUCUCAUUGACGAGGUUUUCGUAGACAAGAGACAAGAAAGAUUCGUUUCUAUGUCAACGAGACCGACAGUUGUCAAUCACAGCUCGUCAGAAUCCGCUAAACAAAGCAAAACGUUCUAUCCUACAUUUCAACACAACUCAGACAACCGAACAAGGUCUCUUGAUCGCCGCGUGUCAGACUCGUACGCCAUGGUUGGACGAGAUCGCACUGAAGUUGAUCGCGAAGUUUACGAAGACUUCUUGAGAGAAGUCGGGAGGACGAAAUCUCCAUCACCUGCUGUGUUACGACGUCUUAGUCCGUCUACAGUAAACAACAACAAAAACAUACACCAACAAACAACAACAGCAAACAACAUCAACACCAGCACACAACAUCACAGUAACACAUAUAGGGAGGCAAACUUUAAACAAAAUGACGAGACAGAGGAAGCGUACAGUUCUUCCUCUGACGACGCCUCGCCAGACUUGAAACGAUCGGGGCUACGCCCGUGUACGCCCGUCCCGUCAGACCACAAACUUCCCAGGGAUGUGUCGCCUAGACAAGACCCGGUACCGUGGCCUCCCUCUAGGAUUCCCCGCCCGACAUUUUAUGUGUCCCCGGAGGAGACGGGAGCAGGCCCCGUUGUUUCACCUUCAGCUCAGUGCUCGAACGCUAAGAAUUUGCAGGAUUUCCUGGACUAUCUACACACGUCGAACGCGCUACAGCGGUCAGAUUCUGUGUCUUUGACGUCAGAUUCUAGCGAAGGAAGCACCUUAAUAUAACGUUUCUCAUCAUGUUUCUAUACAAUGAUUUAUACAACACUACAAGAAUCAGUGUGAAACUAGUGUCACAUCUAGAAGGUUACAGGGCAUUUAAUACAAACAAACAAUUAAAUUCACACACACCCUGGUCACUCAAUACUAGUAAGCAGUUUACGUAGUACUACUCACUGGUACUGCUCAUCCGUACGCAACUGUUUGAAUUAUUACGUUUGUACAAUGUAACGUUACAUAUGACGUCGUUACUACAACACAGUUUCAGGAUACUUCAGAGCAUUUUUCAUUAAUACUUCAAGUGCCUUACAGUGUCAAUAUUUGCGAAUAAAUUAACGCAAUAACA